Hyposmocoma kahamanoa is the source of this 2286-nucleotide messenger RNA. RefSeq names its product putative inorganic phosphate cotransporter. Gene Ontology annotation, cellular component: plasma membrane. Lineage: Eukaryota; Metazoa; Arthropoda; Insecta; Lepidoptera; Cosmopterigidae. The transcript has 11 exons. Bases 100 to 1503 code for a protein of 467 amino acids. Gene Ontology annotation, biological process: monoatomic anion transport; transmembrane transport. The record is from RefSeq and is a predicted model, not a curated record. Gene Ontology annotation, molecular function: transmembrane transporter activity.
GGGCGCACGUUUCUCACGAGUGUUGCUUAUUAAUUGUAUUUUUUUUAUUAAUCCCAUUAUUUAUACUUAUUAAAUAACCUCCAAAAAAAAUUGGAGAAAAUGGGAGCUGUUGCGGAAGCUGAGAAAGUUUUAAAUGUUCGACCUAAAGGUCUAGGCGUGCGACAUGCGCAAACGCUGCUGCUCUUUUUCGCGAUGCUGAUCGCGUUCACGAUGCGCGUCAACAUAAGCAUGGCCAUCGUGGACAUGACUGACGUUAAUAAACAAGAGCACUUCACGUGGAGCCACAGCGUCCAAGCCGUGAUCCUGUCGUCCUUUUUCUGGGGCUACGUGAUCCUACAAAUCCCCGCCGGCGAGCUGGCCAGCCGCUUCGGAGGCAAGAUCCUCAUCACUAUCUCUAUCAGCAUCAAUUCGCUGUUGUCACUCGCUAUGCCGUAUGGAGCUGCCAUAGGUGGGUGGAAGCUAGUAUGUGCGUGUCGAGUUUUGCAAGGACUGACACAGGCGUUCGUCUACCCCUGCAUGCACCACCUUAUCAGCCAAUGGGUGCCUUUAGAAGAGAAGGGACUUCUUAGUACUAUCAUUUACGCUGGUAGUCAACUUGGUAUAGCCCUUCAGCUACUAGCAUCCGGGUUCAUAGCGACCGCAUACGGCUGGCAAAUGAUAUUUUACUCGAACGGAGUCCUGGGAAUUUUAUGGACGAUCGCCUACUUGAUAUUUGGUUCAGCUUCUCCUGAGAGUUCCAAAAUUAUUUCCGUUGCUGAAGUUCAGUAUAUACAGAAAUCAUUAGGAAGAUCUGGUGGACAUAAACGUUACCCAACUCCGUGGCGCAAAAUCGUGACGUCUCUUCCAUUUUGGGCCGUGAUCGUGUCCCAUUGCGGGCAGAAUUGGGGAUUUUUCACGCUCAUGACUGAAAUGCCUACUUUCAUGGCAAAGGUCCUCAAUAUGAAGUUGACAAAGAACGGUGUCCUCUCAUCCUUACCGUACUUGUCGAUGUACGCGCUUAGUUUCAUAAUGGGAGCUAUGACAGAUUUGAUCAUCAGAAAGAAUUGGCUUAGUGUCUCCAACACCAGGAAGCUCUUCAACAGUAUUGGACUCUGGGGACCAGCGGUAGCACUAAUUGGCUUGUCGUACAUUCCAUCUGGCAAUACUACACUUGCGGUAGUGAUGCUCACACUCGCUGUAGGCAUUAACGCCGGAACAUUCGCUGGAUAUCUCUUGGUGCACAUUGACCUGGCGCCAAACUUCAGCGCGUGCCUGAUGGGCAUCACCAACUUUCUGGCCAACAUCAUCUCCAUCAUCGCACCGCUCGUCUGUGGCCUGAUUAUCAAAGAUGAGGAAGAUGCAUCGGAGUGGAGGAAAGUAUUCUUCGUGGCAGCAGGCAUUUACUUCUUCACGAAUCUGUUUUUCAUACUAUUCAGUACUUCGGACAAGCAGCACUGGAAUGAACCGGUCAAGUCUGAUGACGUUGAAAUGAAAUCUGCGGAGAAAGGGAACGCGACUCAGUGAGCGGAUGAAAACGAUCUCGCCUAGUAUACGUUAAGUUUUCGUUCAUCGUAAUUAACUUAGGUACGAAUCGCGACGCUACGGCGCGAGUUCGCCUGUCGCCUAUUCGAGGGCGCACACCGGAGUCGAACUGGUGGCACGUUCCUGUGCCACCACGAGGCGCCCCUUACGAUGCGUCCCGUAAAAUCACACCUUUAUUUGUAUGCUGUAAUAUAAUAUGCUAUAUCCGGAAAGAGUUUGAAAAGGCCGGCUGGCUGUGCACGAGGGGGUGCCGGUUCCUACACUCGUGUACGACAAUGAAUGUUGGGUUUGGCAGAAGAAGCACGAAAGUGGAAUUAAUGCAGUAGAAUAGCUUUGAGAAUUAUAGCUGGAGUAAAGCCGGAUUUUCAUUUGUCUGACGUUUCGUGUCGUGACACUUCAGAAUGGUAUCAGUUUCGCACAUUUAAUAUGGUUAAACUUAUAUUAGUGUGUCGCAAUCUGACGUGACGGCUUGUGUUGUGUCGCAUCAGAAGCGACCGUGUCACGUCAAAUCAGACAAGUAUGCACGCGCCAGUGCUGUGUUGUGACGCGUCAGAAUCGAAUAGUGCCUUAGACAUUAUGAAAUAUUUAUGAAAUCUUUCAUCAUCGCUCUCAAGCUCUUAACGACACUGUCGAACACGCCUUUAGCCUGUUUUUAAUCGACUUCAAAAAAAGGAGGAGGUUCUCAAUUCCACUGUAUGUUUUUUUGUAUGUAUGUUACGCAAUAACUCCGGUAUUUGUGAACCGAUUUUCAUGAUUCUUUUUUUU